This is a messenger RNA of Syngnathoides biaculeatus (alligator pipefish), 2701 nucleotides long. Its product is annotated as pleckstrin homology-like domain family B member 3. Bases 544 to 2397 code for a protein of 617 amino acids. The record is from RefSeq and is a predicted model, not a curated record. The transcript is spliced from 17 exons. Lineage: Eukaryota; Metazoa; Chordata; Actinopteri; Syngnathiformes; Syngnathidae.
UUUCCUCGGACCUGCUUUGUUUUUUUUUUGUUUUUUUUUUUCUCGGUUGGUCGGCCUCUCUGUGCCCGCCUCCUCCCCCUCCUCCGCCGGGCUUCCCCCCCCUCUGUGGCGUGCUUUGCCCCGGCCAGAAGCUCACCUGUUGACGGCGAAACGAGAACGCGAGAAACGCGUCAACGUGCCUCUUCUUCUUUAACCGGGAGACUUUGAAUCAGCUCACGAGAGAGAAACAAAAGUGGCAGUUGUCAGCCUUUUGAGAGAAGACCAAUCCAUGUAGGAAUUUUGAAAGUGAAAGCGGUUUAAAAAAAACCGUCUUUCGGAGGUUGGACAAACUUCUGCCACACGAGUCUCCACGACUGAGUGAAAGGUCAGCUGAUGUCUGUUUGAGUGACAGUGCAACUCCAGAUGAAUCAGUAAAUGACUGUGGUGCCUUAUCCUAAAGGGAAAAUUGAGCUUUAACCAGCAUAGUAAGAGAACUGGUUAGAGCGUUGGCCUCGGUUCUGAGGACCUGGUUUCAAAUCCUGACCCCGCCUGUGUGGAGUUUGCAUGUUUUCCCCGUGCCUGGCAAUGCCCCAAAGCAAUAUGGAGAGUCCCAGGAUUCAGUGGCAGGAGGGGCCCCAGCCACUGUGGAUCACCAGUGUGGCUGGCAGUCCCGGCUCCUCAGGGGCAGAGUCGGACACUGAGAGCAGCAGCACAGAGAGCGAGAAAUCCCGUGUCAAAAAGACAGAUGUGGGCUCACCCAAGGUGCUCUUGUCACCCUCCAAGCUCCAGCAGCGAAUCGCAGAGCUUGACCAACAGAAGGAAGAACUCAAGAUUGAAUUGCAGCUAGAGAUCGCCCUGCUGCAAGGCGAGCUGGAGACAGAAAGGACACAGCUGCUUAGGCACACAUGCAAGCUCCAAGAACUUCGGGAACAGGCCGAACUGAAAUUUGGCCAAAGUCAGCAGAAACAGGAGCGCACGCGUCUUGAGGAGGAGAGGGUCCGAGUGCAGGAGCUGAGGAGGAAGUGCGAGGAGAAGCAGGACCUUAUCCCGAGUCAGCCGGCGAGCCAGAGGGAGCAUCUCACGCUCCAGCUGCAGCACGAUAAAGAGGCGAUGGAGGCGGCCGUGCGGGCAUUUGAGGACUGGGAGUUUCGGGUUCUGGAGCAAGAGAGCGGCGUGGAUGAAGUAGAGGAUGAGGAGGAGGGGGGUGUGGGCAAGGAAGACAACCGCAAAGACGAAGAGAAGAGAGCGUCACUGGAGAGGGACAUCUCAUGCCAGCAGCUUGCCGUCAGCGGAGCACAGGAACGAGUUCAGCUGCUGGAGACGCAGCUAAAGGACAUGGAGGGCGAGAAGGAGCGAGAGCUGGACGCCCUGACCAAGGAGAAGAGAGACCUCAUGCAUUCCAAUCACAUAGUCAACACGGUUGUCCAAGAGAAGAAGCUGCUUACUGAUUGGUCGGAUGUCACCGGCUCCGCCCCAUGCGUGAUGUCACUGUCACCUAUUCGCGUUCAUAAGCCUUCUCAGGAGCCCCACAAAGACCCUGGCACGCUUCCUUGGAGACGGAGUUCACACCGGAGCGGCAGACUGAAGGAUAGGCCACUCUCGGCUCAGGGCCUGGCGAGGGCAACCCUGGGUAGCAGCCAUCCCCAGGAGGCGCACACCUCCCCCCUCUCCUCUCCGCGUCAGAGACUCCACAACGGGCAUGUCGUUGGCCACAGAGUCGACAGUGCCAACGGCUGCGAACGCUUCAUAUCCUGCGAUAGCACACACGGCUCUCGUGCUGCCAGUCCGUCUCUGAUGGAUUUGGUGGAGAUUGAGAGGAAGUUGCGGGAAGCCAAAGCAGAACGGGAACGACUCCUCAGAGAAAGGGAACAGCGACAACGUGUCUUGGAGGAGAGAAGACAGCAGGAGCUCAACACCCCCGGGCAAGAAUCGGGAGAGCUAAGCAAUCCGCACAAGCCAGAACCACUGGAGCACCAGAUCAGACCACCGCAGAUGCUGCCUCUGUCCUUGUCUCCGGACUUCGACCUGCGUGCUCAUGUGGAGUCUCUGGGUCACGGCGUGUCAGGCUGCACUGACCUCCGCCUGACAUCUCGCCGCUGUGCGGGCUUCCUGACUAAGCGAGGGGGCCGGGUCAAGACCUGGAAGAAGAGGUGGUUCCUCUUUGACGUGGACCACCGACGGCUGGCCUACUAUACAGAUUGUGACGAGAGGAAGCUGAAAGGCGUCAUCUACUUCCAGGCUAUAGAAGAGGUUUACUACGACCACCUGCGCACGGCUGCCUCUUCGCCUCGACCCAGCCUGACGUUCUGCGUCAAGACGUACGACCGCCUCUUCUUCCUUGUGGCGUCAAAUCCAGUGGCCAUGAGGAUCUGGAUGGAUGUCAUUGUUACAGCAACCGACGAGCACAGCCGCUAUUGACCUCACCAGGUGAGCGUUUGCUGAAGAGGAAGAAGCAGCUAUUACUUUUUAAAGCAGGAUGACUCUGAUCAGUCUAUUACUGGGUAUUAUUUGUCUCCCCUUUCGGGUCACCGUCGGAUAUUGCAGCUGUGAGAGACUAAGGGACCAAUAAUGCAUUCCCAGGCCAAUCAAAAUUGGAUGGAUUGACAAUCGUAUUGUACUCCCGUAUGUAUUGGACAUUUUCACAGGAUUAACUUAUUCCAUGGAUGUGUGUGGGUUUGCAAAUACAUGAAGUCAUACACUGUUCCCAAUGCACUAUUAAAUA